AAGACGAAGAGCUGACAUAUCUUUAUUCAUCGAAUACCAUUAUCAAAUACAAUGCAGAUGGCACAACAACAACAACAUCUUCCGCAACACCAUCCAUCGCAUCACCACCACCACUCGACCAGACCAACGUUUCCACAAGUUUACUCACCGAAAUUCGAGACAUACUAGUUCAUCGCGCCCCAUCAAAUGCUAAUGACGACCCUAACUGCGACGACGUUGAUGAUGACGUUGAUGACCCUAACGACACCGCUCCUAUAAUUCCUGUAUCCGUUUUAAAAACGACAGUUGGACAAUUUGCAAACAAGAAUAACGGCAUAAAUGAUGAGUGCACUCCAUAUUAA
Molecule: messenger RNA, 341 nt
Organism: Paraglomus occultum
Lineage: Eukaryota; Fungi; Glomeromycota; Glomeromycetes; Paraglomerales; Paraglomeraceae
Source: the annotation of a GenBank genome assembly